This is a messenger RNA of Capsicum annuum, 894 nucleotides long. RefSeq lists its product as uncharacterized. The transcript has a single exon. The coding region runs from base 1 to 894 and encodes 297 amino acids. NCBI's taxonomy places the organism in Eukaryota, Viridiplantae, Streptophyta, Magnoliopsida, Solanales, Solanaceae. The record is from RefSeq and is a predicted model, not a curated record.
AUGGUGAACACACAUAAUUCUUCUGGUGCUUCGACCUCCACUCCCAUUGAUUACUCUGACCCUUUAUACCUCUCUUCCUCCGAUGUGCCUGGAAUAUCCUUAGUUAGCAUCCCCUUUUUAGGGACUGGUUUUGGGGGAUGGAAGAGGAACAUAAUUGUGUCUUUAUCUGCUAGAAAUAAAAUAGGUUUUAUCGACGGUUCAUAUGCCCGACCUGCUGAAGGCACAUCUCGUGCUAGGGUUUGGGAUAGAUGCAAUAAUAUGGUCAUAUCAUGGUUGACUAGUUCCUUGUCUCCUGACAUAGCAGAAAGUGUACAAUACUCUGACACAGCUGAGAGUAUUUGGAGUCAGUUGAACAAGCGGUACGGGUUAGUUAGUGGCACCAAAGUAUUCGAACUUAAGAAAGAACUAGCGUCGACUUGUCAGGGAUCUUUAGACAUUCCCUCUUAUUUCAACAAACUUAAGAGGCUGUGGGAUGAGCUUAGGUUUAUUUCAACAUCUCACAUCAAUACCUGCACAUGUGCUGCAAAGCCUAAUCUUUUAAAGAAAGAUGGAGAGAAUAAGGUGUAUCAGUUCCUUAUGGGCUUGAAUGAGGCUUACAUUGGCGUGCGCAACAAUCUUCUUAUAGCACAACCAUUUCCUUCUCUUGAUUCUGCAUAUAACAUCUUGCUCCAAGAUGAAAGACAGAGGCAGGUGAUAUCUCCUGCUUAUUUUCCAACUGAAUCUGCCUCCUUCCAAGUGUCUUACAACCGCAGAACUGCACCAUAUUUUUUCUCUAAUAAGACCCACAACCCUUAUCCUGCUUGUCCCAAAACUCAAAAUGGUUACCCUAACAAAUCUUACGCUCCAAAGAUCAAUUUUGAUCAGGAUAAAUCUUUCUUGUUGCAAAUAUUGUAA